Lynx canadensis (Canada lynx) is the source of this 868-nucleotide messenger RNA. It is a transcript of the gene PSME2, whose product is annotated as proteasome activator subunit 2. The coding region runs from base 98 to 781 and encodes 227 amino acids. Gene Ontology annotation, biological process: regulation of G1/S transition of mitotic cell cycle; regulation of proteasomal protein catabolic process; positive regulation of endopeptidase activity. The record is from RefSeq and is a predicted model, not a curated record. Lineage: Eukaryota; Metazoa; Chordata; Mammalia; Carnivora; Felidae. The transcript is spliced from 11 exons. Gene Ontology annotation, molecular function: endopeptidase activator activity. Gene Ontology annotation, cellular component: nucleoplasm; cytoplasm; proteasome activator complex.
GGGGGCGGGGCCGAGGGGGGCGGGCCUGGACGUGCGGAGUGAAAGCGAAAGGCCGGGCAGAGAGCCGGGAGACCGGAGAUCUUGCAACUGGAGCAGCAUGGCCAAGCCUUGUGGGGUGCGCCUGAGCGGGGAAGCCCGCAAACAGGUGGAUAUCUUCAGGCAAAAUCUUUUUCAGGAGGCAGAGGAAUUCCUCUACAGAUUCUUACCACAGAAAAUCAUAUACCUGAAUCAACUCUUGCAAGAGGACUCCCUCAAUGUGGCUGACCUGACCUCUCUCCGGGCCCCACUAGACAUCCCCAUCCCAGACCCCCCACCCAAGGAUGAUGAGAUGGAAACAGAUAAGCAGGAGAAGAAAGAAGUCCCUAAGUGUGGCUUUCUCCCUGGAAAUGAGAAGGUUCUCGCCCUACUUGCUCUGGUUAAGCCAGAAGUGUGGACUCUCAAAGAAAAAUGCAUUCUGGUGAUCACAUGGAUCCAGCACCUGAUCCCCAAGAUUGAGGAUGGAAAUGACUUUGGGGUGGCAAUCCAGGAGAAGGUGCUGGAGAGGGUGAAUGCAGUCAAGACUAAAGUGGAAGCCUUCCAAACAACCAUUUCCAAGUACUUCUCAGAACGCGGGGAUGCUGUGGCCAAGGCCUCUAAGGAGACUCAUGUAAUGGAUUACCGGGCCCUGGUACAUGAGCGAGAUGAGGCAGCCUAUGGGGAGCUCAGGGCCAUGGUGCUGGACCUGAGGGCCUUCUACGUGAGUGUGGGGCUGAGCUUUAUCAUAUCAUCAGCAGCAACCUAGAGAAAAUUAUCAACCCAAAGGGUGAAGAGAAGCCAUCUAUGUACUGAGCCCAGGGCCAGAAAGGAAAUAAAUGAUCUAUGCUUUGUG